This is a messenger RNA of Sesamum indicum (sesame), 665 nucleotides long. RefSeq lists its product as uncharacterized. The record is from RefSeq and is a predicted model, not a curated record. NCBI's taxonomy places the organism in Eukaryota, Viridiplantae, Streptophyta, Magnoliopsida, Lamiales, Pedaliaceae.
CUUCAAGAGCUCAAAUAGUUAGAUCGAGUCACGGUACAUUCGAAACAAAAGCUUCAGUAUUUCCCUACUCAAAACUUUCAAAGAAAAUGUCGAGCAGCCAGUUCAAUGCAGGACAAACCCACGGCCAGACUCAGGCAAAGGCAGAGAAUUGGACGGAAUCAGCUAAGAGCACAGCAAAUGCGGCGCAUGACAAGGCCUGCGAUAUGGCGGGUGAUUCCCAAGGGCAGGCCCAGAGAAGCAAGGAGGAAAAUGCUGGACUUCUUCAGCAGACCGGAGAACAGAUGGUGAACAUGGCUCAAGGGGCCAUCGAUGGAAUGAAGAACACUCUUGGGAUGAAUGACAAGAAGUGAAAGAAAGAAUACUUAAUGUCUUUUGAAUUUCUUGAUAAAGAUUUAUAGCUCCCAAGAUGUAAUAAGAAGAGCUUUUACAAUCUCAUGCUGUCAUAAGAUAGAUGGAUUUUAGGGUGUUAGCAAUCUUUUUGUAGUGAUAGAAUUGUGUUCUAAUUUUAGGAUUCUAUCACUGAAUUCUUGUCAUAAUGUAAUGUAAUGAUGUCGUAAAAACAAUUCGCAACUUAUUUAUAUAUGUCUAAUUAAUUUGAGCAUUUCGUCACUAGUUAUGUAUAACCUGACAAGUUCUUACAUAACAAAAGGACUUAAUUGAUUUUA